Molecule: messenger RNA, 960 nt
Organism: Dalotia coriaria
Lineage: Eukaryota; Metazoa; Arthropoda; Insecta; Coleoptera; Staphylinidae
Gene: SelR
Product: methionine sulfoxide reductase SelR
Exons: 4
Coding region: 137-691 (184 amino acids)
Biological process (GO): response to oxidative stress; protein repair
Cellular component (GO): cytoplasm
Molecular function (GO): peptide-methionine (R)-S-oxide reductase activity
Source: RefSeq, a predicted model, not a curated record
AUGUUACGCAAUCACAACAUUAUGCACAACAUUCGAGAGUGGCCGCCGUGCGCCGCGCGAGAUUCCUGCUACGGAAAACACUGGAGAGGAUGAGUUAUUAAAAAAGUAUUUUUAAAUCACGGCGUGCAUAUUUGUUAUGAUCCGUCGUGCGAGUCGAGAAGUCGGCAAACUUGUUUCGCAGCGAUUCGUAACUUCGGCGUGCGCGAUCAACAGAAAUCAGUCGAAAGCUAGCAUUCACAUAUCAUCAAUCGUAAACAUGGUUGAUAAGGAGGAACUGCGAAAGCGCUUAACUCCGUUACAGUAUCAAGUAACACAGGAGAAAGGCACGGAACGACCCUUUACAGGAUGUUAUAACAAAACCUAUGAUAAGGGCACUUACGUUUGCAUUUGUUGCGAACAACACCUCUUCAAUUCCGAUACCAAAUACGACAGUGGUUGCGGUUGGCCGGCGUUCAAUGAGGUCCUUGCAGAGGGAAGAGUGAAUCUCUCUCCAGACACCAGCGGUGUUGGAGCUAACCUUCUACUCCUGAUAACCCAACCAGGUCGAGUCCGCACCGAGGUCACUUGUUCCAAGUGCAACGCUCAUCUCGGACAUGUCUUCGGCGAUGGCCCACCUCCGACAGGCAAACGUUUCUGCAUCAAUUCGGCCUCCAUCAACUUCAUACCGGCGCCAAAGGAGGGCGAGAGCUAAUCUGCAAUCAACAGACCUAUUUUCACCGAUUUGGCCUAGCGUAUUUGUUUACUAACGAAUCUUUGUUGCUUCACAGUGAUUACGAUGACCUUACAUUUAAUAUUGAUUGGUGUUGCACCUGAAAAUAUCCUAUGUUGAAUACUAACUAUGUUUUUAUUGAAUUUUAUAUAGCUUUUGUUUUUAUUAUCUCGAAAUUGUUCAGAAUAAGAUUAGUUUGUUAAAAUGUUUAAAAAUAAUGUGGUUUCGAAUAAAAUAAUUUAACAAUCUAA